AUGUUUUUUGUUCUGGAUUUCGUAGUCGAGGCUAUCUUAGCCACUCAAUCGCUUCCAGGACUUGGUUUUAAAAGAGUUGCCCGUUUCAUCUCUGCCACGGCAGCCCUGAGUGGUACUGCAACUGUUCUGUUCAUGCCAUUCCGGCAUCCAUCGCUUCCGCAACUCGAUAUUAGCACUGUUGGACAACCCCCAUCGAGCAAUUUCCGUAGUCCGGAGGACAAUCUGCGGCUUUGGCAGUUUCUAACUGUCUCCUGGAUGGAGCCAUUGAUUUCUUUAGGCCGGAAAAGGAAGCUUAAUGAACCUGAUGUCUGGCUCCUCGGGUUUGAAUUCCAACAUGAGCGCCUAAACGAGAAGUUCCGCCAGUUGAAAGGAUCUGUUCUUGGUCGAGUCCUGAGAGCGAAUAUCGUGGACGUUUUCAUUAUUUUGGCAGUCGCGGUCGUCCAAAUAGCUUGCGAACUUUCGACCCCGGUUCUCCUGCAACAGCUUCUCCGGGCGAUGGAGGACCCCGGCAAAUCAAAGCGCAUACCAUUGACCUACGCGCUUUUCUGGCUUCUGAUCCGACUCAUUGCCACCCAGUCUCAAGUUCUAAAUAUUUGGUACGGCCGAAGAUGCUACGAGAGAUCCAGAGGGGAGAUGGUGAUGAUGGUAUACGAGAAAGCACUCUCUCGGAAAAAUAUCCUUGGCAUAAGACUCGAUGGUCCAGAAGACCGUGACGGUACGGCGGACGGCGAAGGCGCUGCAUUGCCGGUUAGUAAGAGACGAAAACUUUGGGGCUGGCUCCCUUUUGUAAGGGACACGCCAAAAGAAAAACCUGCGAAAGAGGCUGCUUCACUAGGAAAGAUAUUCAAUCUCCUUCGGGGUGAUGUGUAUGAGGUUGCACAGCGAUUCUGGGAGGUGGGUGAUCUGAUUGACAAGCCUGUCGGGUUGAUGUUUGCCAUUUUCCUAGUGUGGAGACUCUUUGGCCCAUCCUGCUUCCUAGGCAUCGUCGCCGUUCUAGUGGGACAAGUUUUAAAUGCAGUCAUCACUCGGUACCUCCUCCGAUGGGAGAAGAUCAGACGUGCAGCUACCGAUGCUCGGCUCCAAAUUACUUCACAAUUCGUCGAAGCCAUCAGACACCUGCGUUGGAAUGAGCUUCGUAUUGAUGUCAUUUUCCCCGCUCUGCAACUUUUUACCAUGCUGGAAACGCGGUUGCGCGAUAUUCCUAGCCUGAUCACAUCUUUUAUCAAUGCUACUAUUGCACUAGGUCGAAUUGAAGACUUCAUGUCAGAGCCAGACAAAGCACAGCUGCCUUUAGAUGGUCGAGCACAAGACUCUCAUUUCGAGAUGCAGUCAUGCUCGUUUGCAUGGCCAGGAAAAUUAACUCCCGUUCUGAAAGAUGUGUCCAUACAGAUUCCAACUGGACUGACUGUCGUCACCGGCAAAGUUGGCGCAGGCAAAACAGCCCUGCUGCAAUCUUUUCUUGGGGAGCUAGAUCUAAUUAGUGGUCAAUCGAAAGCCCCCAGUGAGAUGAUAGGCUAUUGUUCUCAAAGCCCCUGGCUGCAGAGCAUGAGCAUCCGUGACAAUAUCCUCUUCUCAGCCCCUUAUCAAGACGAACGAUACAAGCGGACAUUAGAAGCUUGCGCCCUUUUGCCCGAUCUGUCUCAGUUCAAACACGGUGACCUCACUUUCAUUGGUGAAAAUGGCGUUGGUCUAUCGGGUGGCCAAAAGGCCCGAGUCGCCUUAGCUCGAGCUGUGUACAGUUCCUCGCGUAUUCUUCUUCUCGAUGACCCAAUCUCUGCAUUGGAUCAUAAUACCGCCGAGUUUGUCAUCCGGAAAUGCUUCGCAGGUCCUUUAAUGCAAGGCCGCACGAUCGUCCUUGUGACCCAUCGUACAGCUCUCGUCAAGGCCAUUGCCGAUCAAGUGCUUGAAAUUAAAAGCGGAUUUGUUACGGUCUACGAUAAGGCAACCAUGUCAAACAUACUAGGCGAAGACGACACCGAUAUUUCCCAUAGUAAUCACGGCGACGAGGAUCUCCCAGGUCUGGAGGAUGAAGCGAAUGCAGUUCCAGACAAGUUCAUCGAGGAUGAACAUCGAGCGGAAUGGGGUGUUCAGGCGAGGGUCUACUGGAAUUACAUCAGAGCUGGCAGAUAUCGCUGGUGGAUCACACUUGUGCUGGUCUUGACCGUGUACCGCUUAUCAGCUGUUGGGCAGUCGUGGUUCCUCAAGGGCUGGGGAGAAGCCUACAAUCGCUCGCAGUCUUCGCUCUUCGAGGUUGGGAAUUCGAAUCAGCAUUCUUCCAUGAUUCAUUUUAGCCCUUUUAUGUCGACCAUCGAAGGCUCCUUUUUGCCUCAAGAUCCCGUCCGAGCAUUACCCUCCCCACGCGAUGACGUUCGGCCUUGGCUAUGGACUUUCUUCGCCAUUGUCUCGUUCCUAUCGGUCACCCUUCUCAUUUCUCAAUUACUUAUGGUAGUCGUGGUCUAUUGUGCCGGCAAAACACUGUUCCACCAGGUCAUAGUUCGGGUCAGCCAUGCUACUUUUCGGUUUUUCGAUGUCACCCCCGUUGGGCGGCUCAUGAACCGUUUGACAUCGGAUAUUGGUGUGGUUGAUGGGAAUAUCAGCGAACAGUUCCAGGCUAUUGCUUUCCAGGCAAUUACCUGGGUCUCGUCCAUCCUGGUAAUUGCUAGUGCGACGCCCACGUUCUUGGUGUUUUCGCUCAUCUUAAGCACGGCCUUUGUGAUGAUCUUCCUGCGGUUCCUGCCGACUUCCCAAAGCCUCCGACGGCUGGAGAUGGUCUCUCUGACGCCGCUAUUGUCGAAUUUUGGCGAAUUAUUAAAUGGACUGACCACUGUCCGAGCCUUCCGUGCCGAAGAGCGCUUCCAGAACCGGGUCAUAUCUGUUGUUGACAAAUUUCAAGGGAUGGAUCAUUUCUACUGGUCCCUGCAAGCGUGGCUGAUGUACCGAUUUGAAGGCCUCUCGGCCCUGUCGACAUUUUGUCUCACUGUCCUGGCCCUGUACACUAACACAACCCCAGGCCUUAUUGCCUUUGUGCUUUUCGCCGCUAACGCCUUCGUCACCUCGACCCAUGCUCUUUGCAAACAAUAUGGCCAACUUCAGAUGGAUUUUGUGUCCGUAGAGCGAGUAGAUGAGUUACUUCACAUUGAGGAGGAGCCACCGGGAACGAUCGAUCCUCCAGCUGCAUGGCCAACCUAUUCCAGCGAUAUCAUUUUUGACGAUGUAUCCAUUCGCUAUGCGCCACAUCUCGAGCUUGCCUUACAGAAUGUCUCUCUUCGCAUCCCUGGCGGAUCUACCACUGCCAUCAUCGGCCGAACAGGUAGUGGUAAGUCUACCUUGGCUGUUUCUUUGCUCAGUGCCAUACGGCCAGAAACUGGACAGAUCCUGAUGGACGGCAUCGACAUUGCCAAAGUCAACACCCAAGCGCUUCGGACUAGAGUUACAUUUGUCGCUCAAGAUCCCGUUCUUUUCCCGGGGAGUAUCCGCCUCAACCUCGAUCCCACCGAAACCUUCUCCGAUAGCCAAUGUGCGGAUGUCCUGGACCGCCUAUGCGGUCGGCACGGCUGGACUCUCGAGACUCAAAUUGAAGCCGGAGGUCGCAACCUCAGCCAGGGACAGCGUCAGCUUAUCGCUCUCACUCGGGCCGUGUUGCGACGCAGUCCUGUUGUCAUCUUUGAUGAAGCGACGGCCUCCAUUGAUCAUGAGACCUCGCUUGAGAUCCAGCAGAUUGUUCGUGAAGAGCUCGAACAGUCUACUGUGAUCACUAUUGCUCACCGCGUCGAGGCCGUGAAGGAUGCGGAGUAUUAUGUGGUCCUCGAUCAUGGAAAGGUUGUUCGCCAAGGGGAUGUGCGCGACGGCAAGGUGCACAAUUUCUGA
Messenger RNA from Penicillium chermesinum, 3867 nucleotides. RefSeq lists its product as uncharacterized. Gene Ontology annotation, biological process: transmembrane transport. Gene Ontology annotation, molecular function: ATP binding; ATP hydrolysis activity; ABC-type peptide transporter activity. The transcript is spliced from 3 exons. Gene Ontology annotation, cellular component: membrane; fungal-type vacuole. NCBI's taxonomy places the organism in Eukaryota, Fungi, Ascomycota, Eurotiomycetes, Eurotiales, Aspergillaceae. Bases 1 to 3867 code for a protein of 1288 amino acids. The record is from RefSeq and is a predicted model, not a curated record.